CGCACAUGCUGAGGAGGAAGAGUUCAAUGGUGGCUAAAUGACGUGUUAUCGUGUUUUAACGGGUUCUUCAACGUCUGACCGUUAAAAGUGUUUCACCCUUUAUUCAGCAAACAGAGCUUCAACAUCAGCCCUCAACCAUCAGAUCCACCUGACCACCAUAUUUAAUAAAGGUCUUUACUUACUUUUAAAAGCUGCUAAGUAUUUGUACUUGGAAGAACAACUACUCCCCGCCACAGGAACCAUUGAUUAAAGUGGUGAUUUAAUAAGAACCUCAUUAAGGUUCCCUGCAGAAGAAGAAGGUUACUCACUGAAGCCCCUCUGUGACCCCAGAAGACUCACGUGCAAGAGAGAUUUUCAUUUCCAAACGGAAAAUUUCGCCAAAAAGCAACAAGUUUUCAGGUAUAAUUUAUGUUCAAUAAGAAACACCUAUAUUUUUCUGUUAAAAUGAACAAAGUUGUACAUUAAAUGUGAUUAUUUGGACACUCCAAAAAGUACGUGCUUUUAUUUUGGUUGCUGGAACCGGAUGUUUAAAGUGUACCAAUUACAGCUUAAACCAUAAAACUACGGCAAACGUCAAAUAAGUGAAAAAGCAGACGCGUCGGAGGCGAAACGUUCCGUAUCUUCGUGUUCAGUCCGCGUCCCUUUCGGUGUCUUUUAGGUGCAACUAGGUGCAACUUUUAGCGGCUUUAAAGCGACGCAGUGGCGGUUUGACUCGCGAGUCUCGUCGUGUCGGUUCUCGCGCCGCUUCCGCACUGCUCGCAUUCACCGCCCGGAGCCUCCCGCGCCGCCCGCCCGCCGCUCACCUCGCCGACUCCCGUCAAAGCGGCUGAAAUGUACCGGUACCUCGGCCGGCGGCUCUGCCGGGCAGCGGGCGGCGUCCCGGCCCCGGGUGCCUCCGCCGCGGACUCGGCUCCCCCCGCGUCCGCCUCCCUGCCGCGGCGGCGCGGCUACAGCCAGGCCGCGGACCGAGACGACGACCCGAACUUCUUCGCCAUGGUGGAGGGCUUCUUCGACCGCGGGGCCGCCAUCGUGGAGGACCAGCUGGUGGAGGGCCUGCGGAACCGCGAGAGCGCCGAGCAGAAGCGGAAGCGCGUCCGCGGCAUCCUGCGCAUCAUCAAGCCGUGUAACCACGUCCUGAGCGUCUGCUUCCCCAUCAAGAAGGACAGCGGCGAGUGGGAGGUGAUCGAGGGCUACCGGGCUCAGCACAGCCAGCACCGGACCCCCUGCAAGGGAGGUAUCCGUUACAGUAGUGACGUGUCUGUGGACGAGGUGAAAGCUCUGGCCUCACUCAUGACCUACAAGUGUGCUGUGGUCGAUGUGCCAUUUGGUGGUGCCAAAGCCGGAGUGAAGAUCAACCCGAGGAACUACUCCGACAACGAGCUGGAGAAAAUAACCCGGAGGUUCACCAUCGAGCUCGCCAAGAAGGGCUUUAUCGGACCCGGCAUCGACGUUCCUGCUCCCGACAUGAGCACCGGGGAGCGGGAGAUGUCCUGGAUCGCAGACACCUACGCCACCACCCUGGGCCACAACGACAUCAACGCUUACGCCUGCGUCACCGGGAAGCCCAUCAGCCAGGGAGGAAUCCACGGGCGCAUCUCCGCCACCGGCCGGGGGGUCUUCCACGGCAUCGAGAACUUCAUCAACGAGCCGGCCUACAUGAACCAGCUGGGGAUGUGUCCCGGCUUCCAGGACAAGACCGUCGUCAUCCAAGGUUUUGGUAACGUGGGUCUUCACUCCAUGCGCUACCUUCACCGCUCGGGGGCCAAGUGCGUCGGCAUCGGAGAGAUGGAUGGAAACAUCUGGAACCCCAACGGCAUCGACCCCAAAGAGCUGGAGGACUACAAACUGGAGCACGGGACCAUCGUCGGGUUCCCCAACGCAGCUCCGUACGCAGGACCGAUCCUGGAGGCGGACUGUGACAUCCUGAUCCCAGCGGCCAGCGAGAAGCAGCUGACCAAGAGCAACGCCCACCAGAUCAAGGCCAAGAUCAUCGCAGAGGGAGCGAACGGCCCGACGACGCCCGACGCCGACCGCAUCUUCCUGGAGAGGAACAUCAUGGUGAUCCCGGACAUGUACCUGAAUGCGGGCGGGGUGACGGUGUCCUACUUCGAGUGGUUGAAGAAUCUGAACCACGUCAGUUACGGUCGGCUCACCUUCAAAUACGAGCGAGACUCAAACUACCACCUGCUGAUGUCUGUUCAGGAGAGUCUAGAGAGGAAGUUCGGGAAGCAUGGCGGCGCCAUUCCCAUCGUCCCCACCGCCGAGUUCCAGGCCCGGGUCGCUGGAGCUUCUGAGAAAGACAUCGUCCACUCGGGGUUAGCUUUCACCAUGGAGCGCUCUGCCAGGCAAAUCAUGAGGACAGCCAACAAGUACAACCUUGGUCUGGACUUGAGGACGGCGGCGUACGUCAACGCCAUCGAGAAGGUCUUCCGGGUCUACAACGAGGCCGGCCUCAUCCUCACCUAGAGGCCCGUCUCUGUACCCGUCCUCUUUCUGCGUCCUCAUCUCCUCUGGAGGACGUCUUGGCUAUAGAGAUCUUUGUAUCUCUGUUUCCUUUCCUUCUCCUCCUCUUCAACCAAAGGACUUUCCGGUUUCACAGCUUUAUAGGCGUGUUUUUAUAAAAUAUAAGCAUAAAUAUAAAAGUUUCUAUGGGACAUUUUUGAAUAUAUAUAAAAGCUUUUCACUGUUAGUGGCCAGAAGUGAUCAGAUGUGUGAUCCAUUAUUGGAUUAUUGAUCGGUUUAUCCUGAAGUUCAUCAUGAUCCUAGUUACAUUAUUUUGGUUCUUGAUCCAUAUCUAAUCUCAUGCGGUCACUUUUGUCCACUCGGUGAAUGUUGUUACUCGUCUUGUUUGUGUUUACAUGGAACUCAGGUGGUGGUUAUUAAAGGGUCAUUAUGGGAUGUUGAUGUGUUUACUUCAGUGAUGAUCUCUUAUGUGUAACAUAAACAGAUGCAUCGUGUUCAAAGAAGAAUAAACACUGCGAUUCAAAUGAGGUCACAAAUGACUGCGUUGCCGUGACAACCGGUAUCCUGCUUCACGAAGCAACGCAGGUUUUUAUCAUUUUCAGAAUCUAAAAGAUGUAAAAUGUGUCUCGAUCUCAAUUUCUACAACAAAUGCGUCAAACGUUUUUUUUGUUUUAAGGUCUGAGAUUUGUAUUUUCAAGAAAAAAAGAAUAAAUCUAUUUUUGAGUUGUCCGUUUCCUAUAAACAAGCUUUCACCACUGCAGUGACCUUUUUUUGUAUUUUUGAUAUCGCUGAUGUUGAUGCCGCUGAGUGACGUCUGCGUUGCCACGGUAACGCUGCCUUGUUGCUCUUCGGCUCUGGUUUGUCUUUAUCUUUUUAUUCCUCUGUGCGAAUGUUACAGCAGAAAUAAAGCACAAAUAAAAGUCACAUGGUCAAGUGUGAAAA
This is a messenger RNA of Gasterosteus aculeatus aculeatus (three-spined stickleback), 3405 nucleotides long. RefSeq names its product glutamate dehydrogenase, mitochondrial. Gene Ontology annotation, biological process: L-glutamate catabolic process. Lineage: Eukaryota; Metazoa; Chordata; Actinopteri; Perciformes; Gasterosteidae. Gene Ontology annotation, cellular component: mitochondrion. Gene Ontology annotation, molecular function: L-glutamate dehydrogenase (NAD+) activity. The record is from RefSeq and is a predicted model, not a curated record.